AUGAUCAAUAAGCUACCCCUUCAAAGCAUCCAAACCGGCCGACAGAGACGGAUCUUGCGCCACCGCCCCCUUAAACCGAAGUCACCCCACGUCUAUCUUCCAUCACACCAACCUCCCAUGGCCGCUAUAGAGACCCUCUUCAAACUAGAAGCCGAAUAUAAUGCCGGAAAUAACUCCUUCAAAGAUUUUUCCUUCAACCACUUAGCUUCCCAAAACGGUGUGGGGAAACUUCUACCAACCUUAAAGCUACAAUUUGAAACAAUGGGAUCCUUGAAGGAAUUUUUUCCUAUCGAAAUGAUGUCUCUCCACCAACAAGAAUGA
Molecule: messenger RNA, 321 nt
Organism: Vicia faba (fava bean)
Lineage: Eukaryota; Viridiplantae; Streptophyta; Magnoliopsida; Fabales; Fabaceae
Source: the annotation of a GenBank genome assembly